UAGGGUUUUUCGCAGCUUGACCGAGGUUAACCAUCGACCACAAUCACAGCCACCAGCACUUGCUUUUAUACUCUUCUUCGUCGAUUAUCUUUCAAAUUCGUUCCUCUUUUGCUAACACUAUUAUUCGAUUCUUUGUCUUGCCAUGGCUGAAGUCAUUGCCGAACCUGUCGUUGUUUCAGAUCCCUCCCUUAUCGAAGUCAAACUCUUCAACCGCUGGACCUUCGAUGACGUUCAGUUUUCUGAUAUGUCACUGAGUGAUUACAUUGGAGUUGUCUCAUCGAAACAUGCGACAUAUGUUCCACACACUGCUGGUAGAUACUCUGUCAAGCGUUUCAGGAAGGCUCAGUGUCCAAUUGUUGAGAGGCUUACAAAUUCACUCAUGAUGCACGGUAGGAACAAUGGAAAGAAGCUUAAGGCUGUCACAAUCAUUAGGCAUGCUAUGGAAAUUAUUCAUUUGCUUACUGACCUGAACCCCAUUCAAGUUAUUGUUGAUGCUGUCAUUAACAGUGGUCCUCGUGAAGAUGCAACCCGUAUUGGUUCUGCUGGAGUUGUAAGGAGACAGGCUGUGGAUAUCUCACCCCUUCGUCGUGUGAACCAAGCCAUCUAUCUUUUAACUACUGGUGCACGUGAAGCUGCUUUCAGAAAUAUUAAGUCAAUUGCUGAAUGUCUUGCAGAUGAACUUAUUAAUGCAGCAAAAGGUUCAUCCAACAGUUAUGCAAUCAAGAAAAAAGAUGAAAUUGAGAGAGUUGCAAAGGCAAAUCGUUGAGCAGCUUUUGUGGUGGCACUUUUGGCGACUUCAAAUUUUGUGUUGAUGAUUGUACCUCAUUUAGUGAUGUUCUACUGGAUUUAGUUUCUUAGCUUUUUUUUAUUACGUACACAUGUUAUGAGUGAAUUUGAUAAUUAAACGAAAAAUAUUUUUCCAGAUUUUGAGUUUUGUAUCAAGCAUCAACCUCUUUAAACUUUACUAUUUAAGACACUGUUUGGUAAUAUGAGCCCUAUAAGUAGCUA
This is a messenger RNA of Cicer arietinum (chickpea), 1008 nucleotides long. Its product is annotated as small ribosomal subunit protein uS7-like. Gene Ontology annotation, cellular component: small ribosomal subunit. The record is from RefSeq and is a predicted model, not a curated record. Gene Ontology annotation, biological process: translation. NCBI's taxonomy places the organism in Eukaryota, Viridiplantae, Streptophyta, Magnoliopsida, Fabales, Fabaceae. Gene Ontology annotation, molecular function: structural constituent of ribosome; RNA binding.